Mizuhopecten yessoensis (Yesso scallop) is the source of this 6013-nucleotide messenger RNA. RefSeq lists its product as uncharacterized. The coding region runs from base 1182 to 2519 and encodes 445 amino acids. The transcript is spliced from 2 exons. The record is from RefSeq and is a predicted model, not a curated record. Lineage: Eukaryota; Metazoa; Mollusca; Bivalvia; Pectinida; Pectinidae.
AAUGUAAUGCAGCCAGUACCGGCCACAUGAAACAGUUGUUGUCUUUGUUUUGGACAUUGACGAUCACAUGUUUAGAGGCAUUCAGAGGAUUAUGACCAUUCAAGUGUAUUUGUAUAGGAAGGAGGAAUAUCUCUUAUUGAUAGACACUUUCAUGUUUUGGUACACAUCUGCGGAUUUGAGACUUAUCUGGCAUUUUCCCCGGAAAUGUGGUGUGACACGCUCGACGAUAUCCUCCUUUGGCUUCGAAAACUGGACAUGAAUAGACAGAUACCAUUUGAUAUCCCCAUGCAGAAGAGCUUUGUUUAAUUUUUUUUUAGCGGACCACUAGCUUUACAAAUCUUACCGCAUUAGUCAGUAGUAGACCUGUGUAUACGCGAACAAUGGAUCAUUGUACUGCAAACUUAAGGCUAGUGUAUGUGUGUACUGUUGUAUCGCAUGAGUCAGUUUAUCUGGGUGGCUAUAGUGUUGGAUGAUAUUGUUGACGUCAUCAUUACUUGGGUGGAGCGUCUUGGGUUGAGCAGGGUGGAGGUAAGGAUGAUAUAAGCUGGGGACUGCGUCAGAACCAUCACUCUCCCUACUACUGUUACAAGAGGAUUUUUAAGAGAACACUUCCGUCUCAAGUGAUGAUAUAUAUAUAGGUACGUGUACAGAAUUGGAAAGAUACACACUUACGUGAGGAUUGUAAAGAUGGACUCUUCCGUCUGGUUGGAUGAUAGACAAUUGCAUAAAGAUUGUGAUGAUGGAUACUUUUAUCUGUAAGGUUGAUAGACAAUUACAUGAGGAUUGUAAGUAUGGACUCUUCCGACAUACAUGUGUAUUACGAUUAAGAAGAUGGACUCUUCCGCCUGCAGGAAUGAUAACAAUUACAUGAUGAUUGUAAAGAUGGACUCUUCAGUCUACAGUGAUUAUAGACAUUUACAGGAGGAUUGUAAAGAUGAACAAUACCGUCUACAGAGAUGAUAAACAAAUGCAUGAUAACUGUAAAGAUGGACUCUUCCGUCCGAAAUAAGCCAAUACACACUCAUAUAAGGAGUGCUAAGAUGGACGUGUCUGUCUAUGAUGUGACACACAAGCAGGAAGACAGUUAUGGCAGUGUUGUCAAUGAGAUAAUACUAACAAGUGUACCGUGCAUCGGUGAUUUAUAAGCUUAGACAUCUGCUGAAAUGUAAAACAACACCAGUAUGUCUGCCUCUACUCCCUACGCGAUCAGCAAGUCGGCCUUUGAACACAUCAAAUAUGAUGAACCAUGUAAUUUUACUCCUCGUGUUAUAACUCAGAUCCUCCGAGACUCACGAUUCCACAUAGAUCAAGACAGCAGUUCCCAGCGUCUGGUCCAGUGUCUUGAUGACAGCCACGGUACAGAGGAAAGAGUGAAGAACAGGAGAAAGGUAACAGCCAUCAGCCAAAACAUACACAAUGCAAAUGACCUUUUCUUGAAUUGGUUCUAUGGUGGAAGCAUUGGGGACGGGUUACGCAUGGAGAAAUCAGAUAGCGACAAGAUGUUUUCUUUUAAAGCUGUAGUGGUUAGUUAUCCAGAUCAAAUGCAUCUUAUACCUCGUAACAGUGAAAACAAGACAAUACUGUUAAUGAGGGAAGCUGGUUGCAGACCUGGGUAUGCUAACCUUGAAAUAUUUCAAAUUGGAGAUGAAAUGGGGAGAGUUGUUCCAUUUCAAAACGCGGUUGUUCCUGUUGGUGAUUUGUAUUUUGUCUCUAGUGAUAUUUAUAGACAACAGACUGUAGAAGCUAUGAAAAGGGCAAAGGGUUUGGAUUUUGUUUCCAAUGGACCGUGCGCAUCUGUAUUCAUGAAAGAGGGAGGGAGCAUUGAUACAGCAUGCGCAUUUCCGUGUGUAUGUUGGCCUCGGGUAACUAAUGAAUGGAAAUACCGAAGUCGCCUUCAUGGAUGGCCAUCUCAGAUAAUAAUUGACAGGAUUGUUCAAGGUGGCUGUCAUCUCGUACCUGUUGGUGAUAAGUGUUCAACAGACACGCUACUACAAUGGAGGAUUUCAUUUGCCUGUGCAGAACAACUAUUAGUUCAUUCUCUCACUCAUCCGCAGUUCAGGGUAUACGGAUUACUGAAGUAUUUCCUUUCCCAGAUCAAAGAGUUGCUGGACCAUAUUAUUGGGGAUAGUGAUAUCCUAUGUUCAUAUUUCCUAAAAACGGUUAUCUUUUAUGCCGUUGAAAAUUCCCCACAUUUGCUAUGGGAUGAUCAAAACACAUUUAUAUGUUUUCGGUUCUGCCUGUCUAUUUUGAUUGCUUGGGUCCAAUCGAGUUAUUGUCCAAACUAUUUCAUCAGAAGAAACAACAUGUUUUUGAGGAAGGUUCAUGGGGAAAACCGUCAAAAACUGCUUCAUUUUCUUAUUGAUCUCUAUUACCUAAACUGGAUGGGUUUAUCAAUAGAAUCGGUCACUUUUCCAUACAUCGGACAUAUGCUCCAACAACAUCAAAGUCUGAAAUCAAUACAACAUUUGGAAUGUCUGAGGGACUUAGACAUUUUUCAAGAAUGUUUAUUUUACCGAUGACCUUUAACGAGAAAGAGCUGGACCCUUCAAUGAAACGACUUCAUGAGGCUCAAACGGAUGUGGAUGAGUUCAUUGCUUACUUUGAAAUGACUAAUACACUUCGCGGAAUAGCAUGUACUUUGUUUAACAUGUAUACCACUACUAGAAGCAACAAACAGAAGUAUUUAGCUCUCAAGAAAUGUAAGCAAUUACUGGCACGGCAAGCGUCGGUAUGUACCAGUCCGGGAUUGAUGCUUUUAGCAUUGUUUCACUACCUCACAGGAGAUUACAAGAACACAAUAAGAAUGUGUGCAGAAAUGACGUCGACAUCUAAGCUAAUCGUUAGCGAAUCCAUACCAGAAACUGAAAAAUCGAGAGAACAAUACCAAAGGUUGUACUGUGGACAGGGAUACCCGUUACACCAGAAGUUUAAAGAAGGGGUUUAUUCGUGUGUGGUGUUUUCUAUACUAUGUACUACACUAUGCGUACCUCAUCUACUUCCUGAAGUUACCAAACAUACUUUCGGUGUAUUUAUUCCACCACUGGCGUAUGCACGCUUCCUUUCCUUCCUGUGUUACCACGACCUUGGUGACAUAAGGAGACGUGACAAAGAACUCAUCAACCUUCGGGCUGUGAACUACGACCCCGUACAAGGGGGACACAACUACUGGCUAGUACACACAAUGUUAGGGAUCUGUUACCAAACUGUGGGGGACAAUCGUAGGGCCAUCAGGUCAUUUACAGACUCUCUACAUGUAAUGCCUCAUAAUAACCCUGCUAUAGAGAGAUUAGAGGCUCUGCGGAGUUCUACGUAGACACAAUAGCAUAAUGAUAGCACAUACAUUGGAUACAAUCCAAGCUUGAUUAACGUCGACUACAGCACAUUUUAAUUUGUAAACAGUUGAUAUUUUUUUAAUAUUUAUGCACAGAAAUAGUGCAGAUAUUAGGAAUGACUGCUCAAUAGCGGAUGUUACUCGAAAUGUCCUGCAAGAACGAUGCUUCUCUCAUCCGCCACCUUACCCCACCAAACUUUCCCAUCCCCUCCAAUUGUUGUUUGAUGACAUCUAAAAUUCCACUGAACAUUUUUUGUCAGAGAUUCUGUUUGGAAGCAUGUAAAUUAUAAAAAAUAAGCAAAUAACACCAAUGCUGUGGUACUUGCUUGGAAAUUAUCAAAACAACAAUCCUACCAACAUGCAUAUCCCCGAAUACGGCAACGAGUGUGACCAUGACCAUGGGGCUAUACCGAAUAUGCAUUGUUUACUUGUAAAAAAUACACAAUGAUCUUGCAUGGCUUAUACAUAUUCUAUAAGAACGUAGAGUAACUGUUGCUGUUCAUUUUGUUAUGUUCCCUAUAGGAACUUUAUAAUAGACACAUAUAUCAGAAUAGUCACUUGUUGUAUAAAACUACCUUUAUGAGGUUAUCCUGAUGAUGUGAAACAAUGAUGAUGUCAUGUUAUUUGAAAGGCUACCGUUGUCAACAUUUCCAAAGUAUUUGUAUGACCAAUGUAUUUCCAUAUUUGAAUGCAAGGCCUCGUCCGGGCUACAUGUACCAGAAAUAUGUCAUCCCCACAUUAUUUGUACGGCCAAGGGUUUUCAAUGUUUCAAUGUAUGACCCAUCAGCGUUAUAUGUACCAGGAAUAUGACAUCCCAACAUUAUUUGUAAGACAAAGGUAUUGCAGUGUUUGAAUGUAUGGCCCCAUCGGCGCUACAUAUACCUGGAAUAUGACAUCCGCACAUAAUUUUUAUGAUAAAGAUAUUUCCAUUUUGUAUGAAAGGUCGAAUCAAUCUUAACUUUGAGGUACAUGUAGUGGAAUACUUGCUCCGAUAAGUAAUCAUAGCAGUGCUCAUCACUUUGCAGCUCGUUUUUAUGAAUGUAGAUUGCUUUAUUGAAAGAACAGGUCCGGAUAUUGGUGUUAUAAUAUGUUUUUUGUUGGUGAAAUUUUGACAAUACUAUGAUAUAUACAUUAACGAGUUGAGAACAUGUCCAUUGUGAUUUAUUAACAAAUGGUGACGUGAUGUCGAAUGAGAUUUGUUUUUUUUAAUUGUAGUUUUUCUAUGAUUAUUUUAAAGGUACAAUGUGUGUUUCCCUAGGGAGACUUUUCUUAGUUAUAGGGUGUAGCUUUUGAAUGUUAUUACUUUUUUUGUCAGUAAGAAGAUCGAAUUCCGUCAACCCGAUAAAUCUGCUCUCACACAGUGACAGAUAUCAAAAGUGACAUUUGUCGAAGUUUAAAAUAUCUCUUUGGGUAUUGACCAAUCGGGAAAUCUCUUUCUAUUAACUUCAUUUAAAUCCACAGAUUCGUUGUUCAGAUACAUAUAAAACGACGGGAUGAUAAAAGGAUGUGUUGAUACAUCUUCGCUGCAUAAACUAAGGUAUUGAUACUGAUAGGAUAUGACGCCAGCGAUUAACCUUCUAUGCAGUAACAUUGUCGUAGUUGUAAUUAGUUAUAAAAUGCAAUAGAUUUACAAUAUUUUGGUUUUCUUGUUGAAUACUGUAAAUAUUUCGCUCGUAUUGCAAAUAAACUGAUACUUUUACUCGUGCGUCACACACGUGAAAAUUGGUAUUCUGCUAUAAUGUGAAUUUAUUAUCAUUUUAGUUUACACACAAUACAUUUAUCUCUGUACAUCUUUUCAUUAAUCAUCUAUGUUUAAAUUUACUGUAUACAUUGUAUAUGUUGUAUGUGUGGUCUUCUACUUACUUAUAUCAUCUUAUGUAAAGAGUGUUUAGAUAUGGUCAGUUUGCUUGAUUAAAAAUGUCUGUAGCUGGGAGACAGAGAUGGGAGGGUGCCUGGGUGGGGGGUAGGAGUACAUAGGAGCCUGGAGUAUUUAAAGUUUAUCAAAUACUCGUUUUGGCCUCUCAAAUUGUUGGGGACAACAAUUUGUAUACCCCAAUUCAGAUAAUUGGAUGGAUAAAGAUAAUGGGUAGAGGUCUACCUGUAGUUUAACAAUAUAUGGUAGAAGUCUACCACUUUAACUAUAUAUGGUAGAAGUCUACCACUUUAACUAUAUAUGGUAGAAGUCUACCACUUUAACUAUAUAUGGUAGAAGUCUACCAGUGUAACAUUAAUUGGUAGACGUCUACCAGUGUAACAUUAAUUGGUAGAAGUCUACCAGCUUAACUAUAAUAGAUGUUAGAAGUCUACCAGUUUAGCAAUAGAUGGUAGAAGUCUACCACUUUAACUAUAGGUUGAUGGAAUCUACCAGUUUUAACAAUAGAUGGUAGAAGUCUACCAGUUUUAACAAUAUAUGAUUGAAGUCUACCAUUUUAAAUAUAGGUAGGUAGAAGUCUACCAGUUUAACAAUAUAUGGUAGAAGUCUACCAGUUAAUUUAUAUAUAUAAAUAGAGUCGUACGAGUAGCCCCCUAGAAGUCACUGUUAGGUUGUUUUGUAGGGUUGGUAAGAUAGGAUUAAUGUAGGUCUGUAGAGUGUUGUAGUAUAUAUUUUAUGCAUAUUCUUAUGUGGAACAUUGUAAGAACAAUGUGAAAUUAUGGUUACUAUGAUUAAAACAAUUUUACUGC